ACGUUACCAAGUGGGGGAAGCAGAUGAUGGAUGUCUUGUGAACAAUAGUUUUUCGCUUUUGUGAACUUCUCUGUUCAUCAUUGCUGUCGUUAGCCAGCUGUUGUUAACUAUCUAUUUUAGCAACGUCCCAUAUUCAGUCGAAAAGGGAUGCUGAUUCGAGAUACCACUUAGCACGUUGACGUUAAAUAUUCAGUCUAGGCUAGACAAGAUUAGUUCAGAUUUAUCUUUUGGUAGUUUAUCGUAUACCUAAAGAAGAAAAUAUAUGCACGCCUGAUCUGCUAACCAAGAAAUAAAAAUGUGGUUUUACCAUGCAAACCAUUGUCUCGGGCGCAGUGGAAACGAGCCAGCUAGCUUUCUAGUACCCCGUUUUACGAAUAACAUUAACGUUUCAGCCAGCUACUAGCAUCGACCAGGUUUUAUCCAAAAUUCUGUUGGUCGCCAUGGACCUCCGUACGAUUAUCCAGGAUACGCUUUGUGAGUUCAUCCAGUCGUACAUUCCCAAUGCAGACCUGAGCACGCUGGACGAGGUGAUCCUGUCUUACAUCACUGGCGUGCUGGAGGACCUGGGAUCUCAGGACAGCGUGGAGGAGAACUUCGACGUGGAGGUGUUUGUGGAAAUGCUGGAAGCCCACAUCCCCGGGUUUGCUGAAAUUGACAGUGUCAAAGUAUGUGAGAUGAUGUUUAGUCUGGCCUCAAAGCUAGCCAUUGCCCGAAACACAGAAAAAAGUCAGCCAAAGACUGCAACAGAGUCAUUACUGAAGCAUGGCGCUACCUCAGGCAGCGGGGCUGCUACGUGGGACCAAAAUCCUUCCACGCAGCUGCGGGGUGCCACAGCAAAGGAGGGUGUUAGUGAGGGGGAGGGCCAGGUGCAGCACCUCCUGGAGAUGUUCCCAAAGUGCAGCAUGACAGAAGCACAGAGCGCCCUGUCCAUCGCCAAGGGCGAUAUGGAAGAGGCCGUCCGGCUUAUCAUUGAGGGAGACGUGCAGCUCAGCCACAUCCCGCCCCUCAAAGUCAACCAUGGAAAGGCCGUGUCUACACAAGCAGACGAGAAGUUGAAGGCGAGCAUUCUGGAGAAAUACAUGUUAGUGGACAAUGAGGAAGACAAGAAAAUUCACAGGCCUGUGACACCAAAAGAGGCCCCCAAGAAGCUGGUGCGCUACCAUGGCAGCCAGGUGGUGACGACCAAAGGAGAACGAUACCACCAAGUCAAGAAGGAGGAGACAGAGGACAUGAAGAAGACCUACAUCAGCUUGAAGCCUGCCCGCAAGUACCGCUUCCAUUGACAGUGAGGUUCACAGCUGCUGUGGCCGUGGAAACAUUUUGUUUUGUCUUAAGGUUUUAUACAUUUUUUUUCCUAGCACAGGGAUAUAGAAUGGUGUCGGUUGAUUUUGCUUGUUUUUUGUUUGUUUGGCAAGAUUUUCAGUAAUGUGCCAUGGUUUUCAGUGGAUACGUUUGAUGCCAUUACUUCCAUCUCACAUCUCCACAUUAACUUCCACAUUAACUUCCAUCUCAACGUCCACUUAAAUAUUGCUAAACUAUGUGAAUUAGCUACGGUUGCAGGUACCAUCAGAUGGCAGGUAGCAAUCACACCUUAUUGUAGCAUCACACUAAUAAUUGCACCAACUAGCAUUAUCUAAGAAACCCAGUUUUGAUGUAGUUCAGUCAGAAUUGAUAUUAAUGGGGUGACAAAGGGAAAUAACUUAACACAAGGGAAAUGCUGGCAGUACUGUAAGAGGCACUAACAUCUGAAAUAUCCACUAAAGGUCUUUCAUUAGAAGCAUGUGACAGCUGCAUUCAAGCUCAGAAAGUCCAAAACAUAUGGAAAGCAUUGGAACUGCUGUGAUGUCUGUUAAACCUACUGAUCAAGUAAAAAUGUCCAGACUUUUUAAAAGGAUUAUUACGUGCUUCUGUAUUACUCUGUCUCCCUGUAUAUUGAAACUUUUUCUCUCAUU
Megalops cyprinoides (Indo-Pacific tarpon) is the source of this 1952-nucleotide messenger RNA. It is a transcript of the gene cuedc2, whose product is annotated as CUE domain containing 2. Gene Ontology annotation, molecular function: protein binding. The coding region runs from base 441 to 1283 and encodes 280 amino acids. Lineage: Eukaryota; Metazoa; Chordata; Actinopteri; Elopiformes; Megalopidae. The record is from RefSeq and is a predicted model, not a curated record. The transcript is spliced from 9 exons.